Saccostrea cuccullata (small rock oyster) is the source of this 3908-nucleotide messenger RNA. RefSeq names its product mitogen-activated protein kinase kinase kinase 7-interacting protein 3 homolog. The coding region runs from base 74 to 499 and encodes 141 amino acids. The transcript is spliced from 3 exons. The record is from RefSeq and is a predicted model, not a curated record. NCBI's taxonomy places the organism in Eukaryota, Metazoa, Mollusca, Bivalvia, Ostreida, Ostreidae.
UUGCUACUUUUAGCUUGAAGAUGUGACCCGAUUAAGGGAGAUAAAUCGUCGUCUACAGGCAGACAUACAAGUGAUGACCCGGGAGAUUGACAUGUAUAACAAUGGUCAAACUCCACUUGGUGUAUUAGACCCUCUAGAACAACAGAACUUUUAUAACAACAUGAAUACUGGCCCCCAGGGAUCCAUUUAUUCCAGACCUCCCCCUCAGACCCCUUCACGAGAAACACCACCUCCUAUUCCUCCCCGGACGCCGAUCACCACGCCAACCACUGCCUUGAUACCGCCGGCGCCCCCACCCCAGCCCCAGCAGGACUCGGACGGCGACGGCGAACCCUGGAAUUGCUCAGCCUGUACUUUUCUUAACCAUCCAGCUCUGAAUAAGUGUGAAUGUUGUGAAAUGCCCCGAAUGAACACCUCUCCUCCUACCACAGGUACUGUUACCACAGGUAUUGUCCGCCAUGUUUGUACAUCCGAAUUAUGCUAUUGUCAUAAUAGAUGAAGGUUAUAUCCUCUGACUUUUGACCUUUUGAUUUUAUUCAUUCAUCUUACCAAGGGAGAUGACUGGGGAAAUUCAUUAUGAAACUGUCAACUUGAAUAUAUGCAAGUAGCUGAGUAAUUUUAUUCCAAAUGUUUUAUUUUUGGUUUAGUAUUUUCCUUUUUGGGGAAGUAUUUUUAUGAUAGUAGUUUUUUUUUUUUUUUUUAAACCUUAUUAUUAUGGAAUUAAAAUUCCUGCUAAUUUGUCUCAAUAAGCAGAUAAGCUGAUUUGUAAGUGAAAAGUGAUUUCUUGUAAGUUGUUGAAUGAAAAAUAAUUUUGCACAUGUUAAGGCCUUCAAAAGGAAACAUUGCAUAUUUAUAUACCUACAUGAAAUUUUCUUUUUUAGUAAAGGGUUAUCGUGAUUAUUGUCAAAAUUUUUUAUUUAUUCUAAAUAUUUAUUUCCCGUAAUCAUAGAUAAACAUUACAGGCACCUUUCACAAGGUCUUUUAUAAAAAAAAAGUUUGGAAGUGAAUGCCUCUGUAUAUUUAUGAAGACAAUGAAGAUUCGAGAAUAUUUUCUUCACUGUGAUAUGAUAGUUGCCUAUGGAUGAUAGUUUUUUUCCUGACGUCUGAUGUACCUUGUUAUACAAAUCAAUGCAGAUUAAAUCCUGUACAGUUCUGAAUUUGUGUACAUACAUUUCAUAGUUUGAAUAAAAUCUAAUCAAACUGGACAAUUUUUUGUUUUAUUCUAAGAAAUGAGCAAUAAUACAUUGUAGAUCAUAUGAACUCUAGAACAGAUAAGCAUGGCUUUGUCUAUAUGUUAAAAGAACUUUCCAACCACCUUUUUCAGUUUCUUUGCAUGUUUAGAAGGUGCAAAGUUUUACUUUGCUUUUAGGUCUUAGAUACACAUUAAAGAAGCAAUAUACAUUGUACUUGUAGUAGCACAAUUUUAAUUUUGCAUGAAGUCAUAUUUAAAAUCUUUAUUUCCUGGUUAAUAAUACAAAUUUUUUCAGCAGUUUAAUUUUGCCUCAAUGGUUUAGAUAAAAUGAAUAUUAUUAUUUUGGGCUUCAAUGUGUUUGCAGUAAGGGAAUUUUUUAGAGCAUUGUUUUCUUCUUUCUUUUAUUUUGCAUGCCUGUUUAUUUCUAUCCUUUGCUUGAUUCUUUCCAGGGACGCCCUCCUGAAUGAUCUGAGUGUGUUGAGCAAACUUGACACGUUAAAAAAGUGACCAUUUUAUACAAGAUCCAACCCUUUAAAGGAGGACAGUUUUCUUGGAAGAAAUCAAAAGAUCGCUUUUCUUUGUCAGAAUAUUAGGCUAAUUUUCAGUUUGUGUUGGAUUUAAUUUUAAAAUGUUAGGAUUUACAAUGUGUUUAAAGAUGAUCUUUUACAUGACUGAGUUUUAGAAAGGGGGAUUAUGUUUGAAAUGUACUGAGAGUACUUCAGAUUUUUAAUUGUAUUUUUGUAUGAGAUACAUACCUACCUUGCCGUUUUAACUUGCAGUUUUUGUCUUUGAAUGUUACAUCAGGAUUCCUGUUUUAAUUUUCUGUUAUCCUUAAUUUUUAUUAGCUUUUUUCCCCUUUCCUCAAGCAACUUGUAACAGAAGGCCUGUAUAAUGAUUGACAAAAUUCAGAUUUUUUUUUAAUCCUCUUGCUUCUUUUUUACUGUUAAAAUCAGGAUAUCAAAAGGCAGCAUUAAGUACAAGUAAUUUAACUUUCGAAAAGGUUAUUUAAAAAAAAAAGAUCAAAGAUGCUGUAAAUGUACAUCAUUUUCGAAGUCAUAAUUCUGCAUUUUUGUUUACGGUAAUUUGAAUGUAGCAAAUUAAAUGGAUUUCUUGGAUUGCCUUUUGAGCUUACUAUGUAAAAUAAUUCGACAUUCACAUUUUUUUUUGUUCUUUUUGCAAUUAAUGUCACAAAUGCUGGAUCUGCCCCUAAUUAUUUCCGCAUUCUCCCCCCCCCCCCCCCCAAAAAAAAAGACUCGUGCUUUUCUUUUUAUUUUCAUUUCAUUGUAUUCGGAAAUCCUUAAUACUCUAUAUAUAGAUAUCUCCCAGAUGUUUCUCCUUUUCCCCAAAUUUGUUAUUGAAGAGGCUUUGAAAACAUGAAAGUCACAAGUAAAGGUCAUGUUGAAAAAGUUUUAACUAAAAGAUUAAGGGUGAAUACAUGUGAUAACAGAAGAAAAAUGUCUAAUCCUGCUUAAUUGCCAUAAGUGAAAUGAGGCUUUGUUCAUAGAAAGGGCUAACCAAUAUGUAUAAGCUUUGUUUUGAUUUAUUUCUAAAAUAAAAUUUACAUACACCCGAUAAUCAUUCUCACUUCAAGAUAGCUCACAGGUUGGGUCAAAGUUAUAUGAAAUAUGCUGGACAUCUAUGUAUAUUUUUCGUUGUUAUAUUCAUAUGACUUGCAAAAUAUGUUUUGCUAAUUUACAUGUGUAUUUUCUCUUUGGUUGUGCUUAUUUUCAAAGUAGAAAAUUAACUUAAUACUGCAGUAUAUCUGAUGGCUUUCAUGAUGAAAUGCAUUUAUAUCCUAUUUGCACAGUACAUGCAUGUUGACUGAUCUAGAGAUUCUAAUGUGCACAACUAAUUAUUUUUCUUCCUGUAAAUCAGAAUGCUUUUGUUAUUUAUGCUUAGUUUCUUUAUUAAGUUUUUCUCUCUUUUUGUUUAGCAUUACAACUUGCAUUCAUGAAAGAUCAGGAAAGAAAAUAUUAGGUAUACAUCAUAUGUGAUAGCUUAGCAGCUCAUAAGUUUGACUUUGGCUGGAUCAUGGAUUUUUCAAAUACCAUUGUGAUGUCAAAGUCAUUUGGAAGUUUAGACCAUUUUUCUUUUACAUGUAUUUUGACCUCAAUAUUUUCAGUCCUUUGAUAUCUCAUCCCCACUGAGUUCUACAGAACAAGGUUUUACGAUACUUGUUAAGUGACAAAUAUUACAUCUUUAAAAAUGUUCAUUAAAAACUCCAGUCUAGUCAAAGAUGAAGAAACUUCUGAUUUAUUAUCUGUUCAUGAAAUCGGUGUGCAAAAAUACAAUUCGCAUUUGAUACCCAAUUUCAUUUAUUACUUGCAUUCACAAAGAAAAUAAUACCAUUCAUAAAUGCUUGUUGACAUUUUUGCCAAUUGCUAGUACUUGAAUAUCCUGAUAAACUUUUCCCAUUUUUGAAAUUUCGAAGGAAAAAGAUUUUUUUUAAAAAUAUUUUCUUUUCUUUUAAAAGGAUAUACUGUUAACAGUUUAUGUAUAGAAUGAGUGAAAUUCAAAAGUUGUUGCUAGAUUGAAUUGUGCAGAUAUAAGGUGUGAUAUAUAUCGAGAUUCAUGCAUGAAUUGUAAUAACUGCUUGGUAUAUGAUUUAAAUGAUAAAGCAGUGUAAGAUGUACUGCACAGUAAUAUAUUGUUGUUCACAUUUCAUAUAUAAUAUAUAUGAAAAAUUAUGAAUAAAUAAAAAUUGUUACAAUUAAAA